AUGUCAAAUUGGUUCUUUUCAAUGAAUGAUGUCGAACUGAAAAUGGAUUCAAUACUAUUGUCAAAGCGAAAGGAUAAUUGUUGGACGAUUAUCCAUUCAGAAACUUUUCAAAAAGGAAGAAAAACACUAAAUUUUCCCAAUAGUACUGAUUCUUCUCCAGUUGACCAAAGAAAAGAUUGGAAUUUUUUAUCAAAUGCCAAAAAGAAGACAAUUGAUACAAAUAGACAAGAUAGCGAAGAUGAAGAAGAAUCAAGUGGAAGUAAUGGCAGUAGUGGCAAUGAGGAAGAAAUCAUAACAGAUAUUUGGAAAAAGAUUAGAAUGAAACGAGCAACCAAGUCUUUAAUAUCAACAUUUGAAGGCAGAUUCAAACCAAUGUGGAUUCAACCCAAAUUUAUCAAACAAUCGAAUACAAACUAUUUUGAAAUCCCUCAACCUCUCGAGCCAACUCCAAAGAAAAACUUUAAAGUAUUGAAUCAUAUCGUUUCGAGGUGGAUUUAUGAAUUGGACAAGUAUAAUCUAUUGAGCAUUGAUUUCAUAUUGAUUCACACCAUGAGAGUACUGUACUAUUUAUACAAUGGAUAUAUAUAUCCUGCAACCACAACAACACCAAACUAUCCUAAUUUGUUAACCAGACCAACACAUGCCUUCUCUAAUACCAUUUCCUGUACAGCCAUUCCUACUACCAGUCAAUCCUCAUCAUGUAAUAAUAAUUAUUCUUCAACACAACCACCACAGAUGAUGCAACAUCAUCCACAACAACUCCCAUCCCUUUCUCACUCCACCACCACAAGCCAAUCAAUAAUGCCUGUUGUUGCAUCAUCGUCUACGAGUCAUCAUGUCGUUGUUGGCAAUCGUUACUCCUCGUUAUUCUCCGUUUAUCCAACCCAUCAAGCACCUCAACAACUAUAUCGAGAAAACUCCAUUUGGGAAGAUGUGAAAAGUAGUAAUUCAUCAUCCCCUAGUCAAUUCAACGAUCAUCAUUCGAGUGGUGUUUCUAGUAGUGAAACCACAAUGACAAGUAGUAGUAAGGAAGAGCUCCAGAAGAAGAAUCCAACCAUAACGACAACAACUGCCAGUGUCUCAUCAACAACAUGUCCAAAUGUUGAAGUGCUCAAGAAGGUUGCUUCUGCAUGUAUUAAGAGAGGAAACAAACAAAAUACCACGACACCAAGUGAAGAAUCUGAAGGUGACGAUGAAGAAGUUGACAUUGCUAACAAUUACUCGAAACAAAAGAUUGGUAAGCUGAGACUCAAGUCGAGUGUGAAGGGUGAUUUGUCUGCCAAGAAUAAGAAUGGUAGUCAUAAGGGAUGGUGGACAGAGGAAGAACAUCAACGUUUCCUCGAAGGUCUUGAGGCAUGUGGUAACAAUUGGAAACUCAUUGCUGAAAAGUAUGUCAAGACACGAUCAAGAACACAAGUAGCUUCUCACGGUCAAAAGUGGAAGCAAAGUCAAGGGCUUAUUGCUUGA
Molecule: messenger RNA, 1467 nt
Organism: Naegleria gruberi
Lineage: Eukaryota; Heterolobosea; Eutetramitea; Acrasida; Naegleriidae
Exons: 3
Coding region: 1-1467 (488 amino acids)
Molecular function (GO): DNA binding
Source: RefSeq, a predicted model, not a curated record